CGCGCCCCGGUGUUAUGCCCGCGGUCGGUCCAUCGAUCUCGGGGAAUGUGGAAGUCUCCGGGGGACUGAUGACCGAUUGGGGGUGAAGUGAAGUGAAGUCUGACUGUGGCAGAGUUCUUUUGUCCGCCUCCCAUCUCGCUAGAGAGUGAGGCACCGGCAGUUUGAGAGGAGCCACUGACUCAUCGUCCUUCACCGUAUAAGUAGGUCAACCGAAUAAGACAAAGAUGUCUUCCACACCAGACAUCCUUCCUGUCAUUCAGAGGAGAAAUCCCGAGAGAGAGUUUGAGAUUCUCAAACAGAUCGGCAGCGGGACUUACGGAGAGGUCUUCAAGGCGAAAGUCAUGAAGACUUUAGAGAUGGUUGCCCUAAAGAUUAUCAAGAUCGAGCCAGGAGAGGAUUUCAACAUCAUACAGCAGGAGAUCCAAAUUCUAUCAGAUUGUAAACACCAAAACAUAGUGGGUUACUAUGGCAGCUACCUCAGCUCUGGCUACGACCCGGUCCUGGAGGAAGAGAGGAGGGAUAAACUGUGGAUUGCAAUGGAGUUCUGUGGAGGAGGUUCACUGCAAGACAUUUAUCACGGUCAGUCUAUACAACCACCACAACCUGAGGGGCUCAGUUCACCUCAAUUGUUUGCAAAGCCUUUUUUUAAUAAACAAUCCUCAGAAUGUUUUGCACUGCACUCUUCAGCUAUAGUCAAGGUAUUCAGGGUAGUACGUUGGCCUAUCCUUACCCCCACUUGUGUCAUAAAAGUAUGAAAGUUUAAGCAUAUUUUCUGACUGCACCAUCCAGC
Molecule: messenger RNA, 790 nt
Organism: Geodia barretti
Lineage: Eukaryota; Metazoa; Porifera; Demospongiae; Tetractinellida; Geodiidae
Source: the annotation of a GenBank genome assembly